UCUCUUGAGGUCUGGGUGAAGCAGCAAAGAGAGAGAGAUCAGGAAAAACUGAAGCUCCAUGCAUGCUCGCGUCUCUCGCUGUGCCCCAAACCUUCUCUCUCUAUCUAUAAACCACAAUGAAACUCUCCCUUUCUCUCUCCUCUCCCCGUUUCCUCAUGGCGCGCUUCCUCUCCUCAGCCCCAGUCUUCACAACACUCCCCUCCCCUUCCUGCAAAUUCCGGCCAAUUUUUCGGCCCAAUUCUGUCGGACUUUUCCAUUCCGGCGUCUUUUCUUGCCCUUAUUCGGGCGGCUUCAGGCAAAGGACGGGCUUUGAGGGUUAUUUUGCUUCGGUCCGAGGGUUUAGAAAAUUGAGGAGAAGGCCACACGCGUGGAAACAGUCCCCGAAAGUGAAGAAAUUGGAGUUGCAUGUUCGCAUUUGUAUUGAAGAGGAGUUGCCUGAUGAUCCUGAAGUUUUGAGCACAGCAGAAAUACUUCGCCUGAAUGUUCCCAUGGCAAUGAAAAUUGCAUUUGAUGGUCUAAAAGAUUCAGAAUACAAGACAAGAGACAAAGCAAUUGAUGAUGUUGGUGGCUUUGAAAAGGUGGAACUAUCUGUUUUGUUAUGCAAUGAUGUUUUUAUUCGAGAACUCAACAAAGAAUGGCGAGAUGAGGACCAUGCUACUGAUGUCCUCUCUAUGUCACAGCAUAUUCCUGGAUUUGAUCUACCUAUUCUCAUGCUAGGGGACAUUGUGAUUUCUGUUGAGACAGCUGCAAGGCAAGCAGAAGAAAGAGGACAUACUCUACUUGAUGAGAUACGCAUCCUUCUGGUUCAUGGAUUGCUGCAUCUUUUGGGAUUUGAUCAUGAGCUAAGUGAUGAGGCUGAGGCAGAAAUGGAAAAAGAGGAAGAACUUAUAUUGAAAAGUCUUGGGUGGAAAGGAAAAGGCCUAAUCCACAGUGCUUAUGAUGCUUUAACAAAUGAAAUCCCAGAAACUGAAAAUAAUGAUGGUCAUGCUUUGAAGGAAGGGAGAAAAGAAGGCAGCUUACGGUUUUAUAAACCCAAGUUCAAUUAUAUUUUUUGCGACAUGGAUGGUACAUUGCUAAACAGCAAGAGUCGAGUUACUCAUAGAACUGCAGAAGCUCUGAAGGAGGUGGUCUCAAGAGGAGUAAGAGUAGUGAUUGCUACUGGAAAGACUCGACCUGCAGUUAUAAAUGCUUUGAAGUUGGUGAAUUUAGCCGGAAAGGAUGGAAUUAUUUCUCAAUUUUCACCAGGAGUUUUCUUACAGGGUUUGCUUGUAUAUGGGCGACAAGGUAGGGAAAUUUUUAGAAGAACUUUGGAUCCGGAUGUUUGUAGGGAGGCAUUUCUUUAUUCUUUGGAGCAUAAAGUUCCUCUUAUUGGGUUUAGCCAAGAUCGUUGUGUUACCUUGUUUGAUCAUCCUCUGAUCGAUUCUCUUCAUACUGUUUAUUUCGAGCCAAAGGCAGAAGUCAUGCCUUCUGUUGAGAAACUUUUAGCUACUGUGGACAUUCAGAAAUUGAUUUUCAUAGACACGACCGAGGGGGUUGCUGCCACUCUAAGACCAUAUUGGGCUGAAGUUGUGAAAGGGAGAGCUGGUGUUGUCCAGGCCCAAGCUGACAUGCUUGAGAUUGUUCCGCCUUCUACUUCUAAGGGCGAUGGAGUACGAAUGCUCUUGGAUCACCUUGGGAUCACUCCAAAAGAGGUCAUGGCGAUUGGUGAUGGUGAGAAUGAUGUUGAGAUGCUACAACUUGCAUCUUUAGGGGUUGCGCUAGAGAAUGGUUCAGAGAAGGCAAAAGCUGUUGCUGAUGUGAUUGGCAAUAGCAACGAUGAGGAUGGUGUGGCGGAUGCCAUAUAUCGGUUUGCUUUCUAGCAAGAAAACUCUCAGUCACAUACGAUUGCGAAGUUCAAUGUUGAUUUAUGAGGAAGUAGAAAAAGAUUAUUCAAAAGGGACCAAAAGAACAAGAUAGUGUGAUCGAAGUUUGGAGAGUGGAACUCUGAUGAUUUUGAAUCUAGGGAAAUUGGGGUGAUUGGCAAUCAUGGAAUUUAAAAACUUGAUGUAGCUUAUAUAGGGGGGAGUAUGUUUAUCAUGAUUAUGGGCAAAGACAGCAAUAUUUAGUCAAUUUUUAAUGGGAUUUUCUCCUAAAUAUACUGAGAAAGAAUUGUCAUUAUUUUGGGGUGGCACCAGGACUCAAGAAUUGGUAGAGAUUUGAAAUUCAUUUUGCCCAUGCUGAGAAAGUGAGUAUGGGCCCUUCUGAGCUGGUGCUUUUAACUUUAUAUCAUGUUAAUGUGAGUUGCAGGUGCUUAACAAUUUGGGAUAUUCACAUGUGUACUCUGCUAGUACAGUGUUGCCCUUUAAAUUACUAGUCAUAUGAGAGUAUAGGACC
Amborella trichopoda is the source of this 2373-nucleotide messenger RNA. Its product is annotated as endoribonuclease YBEY, chloroplastic. Gene Ontology annotation, molecular function: metalloendopeptidase activity. The record is from RefSeq and is a predicted model, not a curated record. Gene Ontology annotation, biological process: rRNA processing. Lineage: Eukaryota; Viridiplantae; Streptophyta; Magnoliopsida; Amborellales; Amborellaceae.